This is a messenger RNA of Phytophthora sojae, 1176 nucleotides long. RefSeq lists its product as hypothetical. The transcript has 8 exons. The record is from RefSeq and is a predicted model, not a curated record. Gene Ontology annotation, cellular component: chromosome, telomeric region; site of double-strand break; DNA replication factor A complex. Gene Ontology annotation, biological process: double-strand break repair via homologous recombination; DNA replication; nucleotide-excision repair. The coding region runs from base 1 to 1176 and encodes 391 amino acids. Lineage: Eukaryota; Oomycota; Peronosporomycetes; Peronosporales; Peronosporaceae.
AUGGAGGCGAAGUGUGCACUUCAGUUGGGCAUCGCACAGCUGCACAGCUCGGCAGUGGCCUACGACGCGCAGACUCGCGGCUAUAGAGUGGCUCAUGCGAGUUUCAGUCGUGUUCAAGUGAUGGGGGUGCUCGUGAAGCGGGCUGACACGCAGCUGAAGCUUGACGACGGAACGGGCUUGCUGGAUGUGAAGAUGCUGCCAAGUGGAAACACAACUGAGAGCCAGGAACUGCAGCUUGGGGCAUUGGUGGAGUGCACGGGGACCAUCGAGGAACCAUGGCCGCCUUCGGAUAUGACGCGCAGUCGACGCUGGAUCAAUGCAACGCACGUUCACGAAGUGCACGACCGCAACACGGAGACGCUCAGGAUGCUUGAGAUUAUGCAUCUAUACAAAAACGACUACGCGGUUCAUCAUUCUUCUCCGCCUGCUGCACUUGAGCUGCUUGCGUUCCCAUCGCUUGGCAACAGCAAUGAAGCGGCCAGCUCCAAUACAAGUGCUGCUAAUGGUCAUCAACGUACAAAUGGCCAAGAACCAAAUCAGUUUGGCGCCGCGACUCUAAUCGAGAAACCGUGGGAGCAGAGCAAUGUCGGCGCUUUUCAUCAGGAAGCCACUCUACCCCCUGCGGACUAUCAGUUCGCACUCCCCGAGAAAGACCAGGCAUUGAUCGAGCAAGGAGCGAAAUCGCUUGAGAUUCGGUUAAACGUCACCCCUUACUCCAUCAUUCGUGCGAAUGACCGGAUUACCAUUAACGGGAAAACAUUGACUGCCGUCGUGGCGGUUCGCAAGUACUCGCGACUGCAAUCCGUGCUGGAAGCAGAAAAUGUGAACGCGCUACUGCCGCAAAGCUCCUUCGUAGGAGCCGGUACUUUCAAUGCAGCGGCUGCGGCGGAGCGCCAUUAUCGCCAUUUCUUCAGCAAGGAAGAGGAGGAGCAGUACGGUCUCGUCGUGUUUCAACUGGCGGUGCCCAUGUCAGCUUCAUCUGCACCCAAGUCACAGGAAGAAUGGAGCGGAAUGAUUCUGCAGCAGUUGCAGGCAAAGAGUGAUACCGGCUGCUCAGUUGCAGACCUUCGUUUUGCCUUUCCUAGCUUGCCGGUCGAUCAGAUCAUGGAAAUCCUUGCAAAUCUCCAGUUCGAUGCUUUGGUCGUUUAUAUGAACGAUAAGUACCGUUUGGUUUAA